UAGGAGGUCUUGAUGAGCAUUCUAUAUUCAGUGGAGUAGGGUCGACGUAACACGUGUUAGGUCGAGCCAGUGCGUUUAUUUAAAGCCAGUAGAGAGGUACUAAUUUCAUCGAAAACCAGAGGGUCUCCGUCAGUUAACCGUAAGCUGUAUUACUAGAACCUCAUUUAGCUUGUAAUCGCGCUGCUGGGUUAAACAAGGGUCGAAAAUUCGAACAAUAUAGAAGGGAAUCUCGGUUUUUUUCAACCGAAGCACGUCCGUGAUCAAAAAAUAGCGAAUUGAUUCUGCGAGACAUCAUUACAACGAUCGAUUAUUUUUGCACAACGAACACCAAGAAACUAAAAUCAUAAUCGGCUGAGAAGGAGGAGGAGAGCUCUAUGUGCACCACAUUGUCUUUUUCGAGCAAUAAUACACAUAUUUUCGGAGGUACUCUUGUUGGACACUCUAAGAGUUCCUUGUUUACCAGUCCCAGCCUGAUUAGAUACGUAAACAACACACGACAUGCACAACGAGAUCACAGCGGCAGUUUUAUUCUUAGUAAAGCUGAUAGACAAAAGCGAAAAAUUUAGUCCUGACCAGUUGAAAUGCUUUCAAAGACGUCUAGUCGAGCUUCUGAUGGAACGAUUCAAGAACCAUUGGUUUCCUGACAAGCCGUUCAAGGGUCAGGGCUAUCGUUGCAUCCGGGUUAAUGGCCAUAGUCGGAGGGAUAAAACCCUUGAGAGUGCAGCUCGAGCUGCAGGUGUUAGGUAUGAGGAUUUGUCCCUGCCUGUCGAACUAACACUUUGGGUUGAUCCAAAUGAAGUAUGCUGUCGCUUUGGGGAAAGCAAAGGUUCCUAUUGUACCCUCGCCUCUUUCGACGACAAGGAAAAUGCCGUGCCUAUGCUCCAGCUUGGCGGCCAUAACGUGACAAAGGAACCCAGGCACAUCGAAGAGUCUACAAAAACACAGGUCAUCAUUCGCAUAUCUGGACAGAAAUUGCUAACGAAGUCUCAUGCGGGUCCCAGUGUCAGCGAACACCAUAGCAAGUCAAAGCCUCUGAGCGCCGUGAAUCAAAAUCAGCAACAUUCUAGCAGUAGUGCAGGUAGGAGACGUAAUUUGCAUAGCCCAAGGCCACACGUCAAUAGAAAUCGUUCAUGGUUCAACCACUCCUUCAGCAUGGGUUAUGGUCCGCACCCAAUGAAUCAGCCAUGGUACAAUGUGAUGCCUCCACCCCCAUUUAUGGGGGGCCCAUCUCCCCCUCCCUUCAUGGGUCACAGGGGCAACAAAUGGGCGCAUCCUUCCUCAUAUCCUGCCGGUCCUGCCAGAUUCCAUCACUGGUCUCCCAAAGCUGCUCUUAAAGUCUAAAUUCCAACGAUCAUACAAUACCCAGGACAGUUGAGUCCGCUGCAUACUUUGAGAAUAUUUUUUUUUCACACCAUUAUGUUGCCGAUUAAUUAAAACUAAAAAAUUUUAUUUCCAGCUCCUAUCAUUGCAUACUAUACAUAUAAUUGAUGAUGAUUGACAAGCAUGAAUGAAUUAGUUUUAGUUUAAAACUUGAUACUUAUCUCCAUUUUUCUUUAGUUGUUUGCUCAAUCUGAUAUUGUAUGAUAUUUUUAUGAUUGGUUACAGUACCUUACAAUUUUCACAGCAUAAAACAAACAAUAAUUUUCCAAUGCUUGCAAAAUUGAAAAAUUAAUAUAUAUUGCAUUAAUUAAUAUAUAUUUUGAAACAAUAACAAUACAGCAAUUGGUAAAGUGAAUUUUCUUACUUCUUAUGUGACGCAGGAUUAUGUUUCCUAUGUUAACAUGUCCUUAUUAUCAAAAUGGGAAAAUGAAUACAAAAAGUUUGCAACGGAUUUCUCCUGUAUAUCCCUCUAGAAAAUGACCAAACGCGCUAUCAAUAUUUACCCUGUAUAAACGAAACCCACUCGAACUUCGAUUAAGGUUAACGAUUUUCAAUAAUGAGCUAUAUUAUAUGUGUAUUAUAUGUUGCAUUGUAAUAUUCUAUUCAUAAAGAUUAGAUUUGCUUGACCAAAUUAAACUCAUCAAGCUAUUUACACUGAACAUUAAUUAUGUUCAUAAUAUUAUUGCAUAGAAUGCCCUAUUUUUUACAUAAGGUUUUGUACAGUGCCGUUCUGGCAAAAAAUUUAAAAUAGAUGACGAAGAUACAAAUCAAUAAUGUUGUAAUUGAAUUUCGAGCCACUUUGUACAUUUCCCAAAUUUUAAAUAAUUAACAAAUGUUAUUUUGGUUUGCUGAAUCUAUUCUUCACGAAUGUUAUAUUGCGAAUGAAUAUUAGACGAAAUUGAAUAUAAUACUUAUUAGAUGUGUUAUUAUUACUAAUGAUAAUAACUUGAGCUGAAGUGCAAUGUUUCUUUGAUGAUUAUACGACAUCAUAAUAUGUCGAAAUUAGGGAUUAGCGGUAGUCAAAGUAGGAUAGUAUCGGGCUACAAGAUUCGUAAAAUUGUAAAAGUAUCACGGAUAAAAUACCACAUGCGUAUUUCAAUUUAACUGUAACAUACUAGAACUGGAUAAUAGAGUCUGAUAAUAUAUCGUUAUAAUAGAGAAGAUUCGUCGAUUUUUCAUAUAUUGUAUCUUUAGAUCAAUUUAGUAUUAUUAUUAUUUUUUCUACAUUAAACGAUGUGUCUGCAUUUUUUAUUUUUUACUUCCUAAGAAUACAAUCGCGUGAUGCAAUUAUAGAUCGACCAGUAUACUUUUGUCGUAGAUAGAUAAUUUAAUUGAAUUUAUUCUGUUGCCCUGUACCUACCGAGAAUUCCUUAAUUUUUCUUUUCUUCCUUUCUAUUACACAUCCUUACCUGAAUACUUUGCAUAAUACUUAAACGUGCAAUUGAUCAUUAAUGAUUGUUACCAAUAUCACGAUUAGUUAUAAAUAUUUAUAAUUUUUUAUACACACAUCUUUGUUCGAAGUGUUAUUUGUUGUGAAUAGUCCUACGUGUGAAACGUUGCGAGUAAUCUUUUUUGUCUCAAUAAUGCACUUGAGUGAAAAGGCAGCUGCAUGAAAGUACACGUUAAUACCACAAUGAUAAUGGUAAUGAUGAUGUUGAUGAUAAUAAUAAUAAUAAUAAUAAUACACACAAUAAUAAUAUUCAUAAUAAUAAUGACGAAGACGUCGAUGACAAUGAUGAUGAUAAUUAACUUUAAAUAACAAAAAAAUAUUUAUUUUUACAUUAUUUGGUGGAUAACAGCUCGCAACGUUCUAAACUGUGUUACUAUUUUGUGUGUGUGUGUAUAUAUAUAUAUAUAUAUCUCAACGUGUAUUUACAUAAUAUUAUAUACACGUAAAUCUGUAGUCUGUUUUCGGACAGAUAUGUUAUUACAAAAGAGAAAGUGAAAAUAAUUGAACGAAUGUGAAAAAAAGAUAACUCCUCAUUCAUGAGGUUGCAUUUUUAAAGCAAAGUAAGCAAUAUGUUUUGUUUUCUGUUCAUCAUCGUAGUCGUGUUUUGGAUAUGGCACAAAAAUCAUGUCCGUAAAUUGUAAUUAUAUUAUUAUGUUACUUGUAUAGAUAUAAUCUUGCCAAAGAAGCAUUGCAAUCGAGCAUGAAAUAAAGUUAUAAAUAUAUGUCUAUUUUUUACUAACCGAAAAAAGUCAUCGUUAUUUGGCAGAAAAUAAGAAAUGUUUGCAUACCAUAUACAAUGAUUAUGUAUAACGUGUGUGUAAACUAUCCCCGAAGGGUUACAGAAUAAUUUAAGUAUGCAUUUUUUACAAAAAGAAAAAAAAAAAAAAGAGAAAAAGAAAAAAGUUAAAAUAUAUCGUAUGUUUAUCUACCAGAAGUUUUCUAUUAUCCAGUUACAUUAAUUUAUUAUUAUAAUGGACAACAGUCAAGAACUGAAAUCAAGAUAGGAGAGAAGCGUAUCUGUAAAUACCUUUGCGGAAAAAUUAUAUAAUUCCAGGUACAUAAUUGAAUAAAUUAUACACCUCAAGGACAAAAAAUAGAACAAUUAAAAUCAUAAUACAUAAAAAACUUUGAUGUGUCGCGGAAAUUGGAUGACACCGGGUAAUUUUGUUAAAAAUCGUAAAACAUGUGGUAAAAUAUUUGAGGUAUAUAUAUUUAUAUGAAAAAAAAAAUAAAAAAAUUAAAAAAAUUCAUACACGCUAGAAGACGUUAAUAAUAAAAUUGAAGAAAUAAACAAGUCAAGAAAAGUGACUGUUAUUUAAUGGAGAUAUAUAAAUAUAUAUACAUUAUAGCAAAGACCAUGAGCUUUUAUAGGUAAGAACGGAAAUACAAAUAAAUUGCUUUUAUAUAAUUUUCCCGUGCAGUGUCUCUAAAUAAGAUAUUAUUCUGAGAGCUCAAUGAUGGAAUAAUAAAAUGUUAUACGUCUGUAAUUUAAAAGUAAUAUAUUGAAAGUGUUUGAUACGUAUUGAAUUAAGAUUAUUAUGGUAAUGUAAUGGAUACGACGCUAAUUGUUUUUUCUUUUUCUUUAAUACAUGUAUAUGAUAUUUUUAGAUUUUCUGCUUUACCGGCGUUGGAAAUGCUUUUGUCUUUUCAAUACGUUUAUAACGUAUUAGAAAGAAAAAAAAAUGGAUAGUAAAAUUCAUCGUUAUAAUGAUUACGUUUUGUUUUAUGUACAGUUAUAAUAACAAUAAUAAUCGAG
Messenger RNA from Neodiprion virginianus, 4586 nucleotides. Its product is annotated as maternal B9.15 protein-like. NCBI's taxonomy places the organism in Eukaryota, Metazoa, Arthropoda, Insecta, Hymenoptera, Diprionidae. Gene Ontology annotation, biological process: negative regulation of cell population proliferation; negative regulation of mitotic cell cycle. Gene Ontology annotation, cellular component: nucleus; cytoplasm. The coding region runs from base 499 to 1341 and encodes 280 amino acids. The transcript has 3 exons. The record is from RefSeq and is a predicted model, not a curated record.